AUGCUCAAUCGCUUCCUGUUUAGAUCUUCUUUCAUUGCAGUCUCCUGCGCAGCUAUCAAGCAUCCGUCUAGUAUCCGAGUGGCAUGUCGUAAUCAACAAGCACUUGUCCUUGUUGCAGCUGGAGCUUGGGUCUCUUUACACCCCUCCUUCUCUCGUUCCACUCAAUCAAAGUCAUCGACUCUUUCUUUCAUCAAUGCUCCUGUCCGAUGGUUUUCAUCCACUAACGCUUCUAAAUCCGACAAAUCUUUUGCCUCUUUGGCUGAACAAGUGCAAGCGGAGAUUGCUCUAAUCCACAAUGUGGUAGUAAACGCUCAUGUCAAGCAAGAACUCACUCAGCUGCGCAAAGAAGCCGCCGAUCCAAAGCUUUGGGACAAUCCUGCGAACGCUGCGUCGGUCGUGCAUCGACUAGCUGCAUUGGAAUCUCGGGAAACUCGAACUUGUGAAUUGCACCGCCGGUUUUUAGACACCAAGGAGCUGCAUGCAUUGGCAGCGGAGGAGAAGGAUGAUUCCGUGCUUUUGGAUUGUAUGAGUGCUAUGACUUUAGUGCGUACGGAUGCGCAGCAACUACGAUUGGAACUGUUGCUGUCACAUGAGAGUGAUGCUCGCUCAUGUUUCCUAGAGAUUCAAGCGGGUGCUGGCGGUACCGAUAGCUGCGACUGGACAGCGAUAUUGGCGAGAAUGUAUUCACGGUGGGGUGAAGCGCGUGGUUUCCAAGUGCAGCAUGUUGACGAAUCUGUGGGGGAUGAAGCGGGCUUUCGGUCUGUGGUAUUGCGGAUGGAAGGUGCAUACGCCUAUGGUUGGGCAAAGAAUGAGGCUGGUGUGCACCGACUUGUGCGCAUCUCGCCGUUUGACAGCGCUGGAAGGAGACACACGUCAUUUUCUCAAGUGCGCGUGUACCCCGUGGCUGGCGAAGGAUGUUUAAACGAGAAAGUCGACAUCUCAACCAAAAAUUUACGAAUUGACACGUUUCGGUCGUCGGGGCCUGGUGGUCAGCAUGUGAACUCGACAGAUAGUGCUAUCCGUAUCACACACUUGCCCACGGGAAUUGUGGUGCAGAGCCAAUCGGACCGAUCACAGCAUCGUAACAAGGCUGAAGCGCUGGCCAUGCUCCGAGCUAAGCUUUAUCAGCGUAAACUUGACGAAGACAUGCGUGUAAAACGGAAAUUUGUUCAAGGACUUGGAGACAAUGCCUGGGGCAACCAGAUUCGAUCUUACGUGCUGCAUCCGUACCAGCUAGUGAAAGAUCAUCGCACAAACUACGCAGAAGGCAACACCACCCAAGUACUCGAUGGUGACAUUGAUCAUUUUAUCGAGAAGAUGCUUCUGUACCAAGCCAGCGCUCAGUAG
Molecule: messenger RNA, 1347 nt
Organism: Peronospora farinosa
Lineage: Eukaryota; Oomycota; Peronosporomycetes; Peronosporales; Peronosporaceae
Source: the annotation of a GenBank genome assembly